Oryza brachyantha (malo sina) is the source of this 2378-nucleotide messenger RNA. Its product is annotated as nucleobase-ascorbate transporter 2-like. The record is from RefSeq and is a predicted model, not a curated record. Gene Ontology annotation, biological process: transmembrane transport. Gene Ontology annotation, molecular function: transmembrane transporter activity. Gene Ontology annotation, cellular component: membrane. The transcript has 14 exons. NCBI's taxonomy places the organism in Eukaryota, Viridiplantae, Streptophyta, Magnoliopsida, Poales, Poaceae. The coding region runs from base 321 to 1895 and encodes 524 amino acids.
AGACAGACACUGCGACUUGCUGCUGCUGCUAGCUUGCUCCCUUGCUUACCUCUUGCUCAGGCGCUCUCCACUUGCUCUGCUGGAAGAGGAGAAAUCUGAAAAUCUCUUUGCGAGAAACUGAUUCUGCCAUUAAGCAUUCAUUUCUGGAGCCGUUUCGAUUUUGGGGCUUAUAAAUCACCCCUGCCUGCACCUUGCUUGCUUGCUUGCUUCGUGGUUCGCCUCUGCUUUCUUCGCUCUGUUUAGCAUUUUCGGUGAGAACACCCUCGACAGAUCACCCUGAACAAGCAGGAGGAGCUGGAGAAGGGCCUGCUGCUUUGGAGAUGGCUGACAUGAAGCAAGAGGAGAUCAGCCAUCCACCAAUGGAUCAGUUGCAGGGGCUGGAGUAUUGCAUAGACUCCAACCCAUCCUGGGGGGAGGCAAUUGCCCUGGGGUUUCAGCAUUACAUCCUUUGCCUGGGGACGGCUGUGAUGAUCCCCACCUUGCUGGUUCCUCUCAUGGGUGGAAAUGCUCAUGACAAGGCAAAGGUGGUGCAAACAAUGCUGUUUGUGACUGGGAUUAACACACUGCUCCAAACUCUGUUUGGAACUCGGCUUCCCACCAUCAUAGGAGGCUCCUAUGCAUUUGUGAUCCCAGUUAUAUCAAUAAUUAAAGACCCCUCACUGACUCAAAUUACUGAUGACCAUACAAGGUUCAUCAUGACCAUGAGAGCCAUACAGGGGGCUUUAAUAAUAUCCUCCUGCAUCCAAAUAAUUGUUGGCUACAGCCAGUUGUGGGGGAUAUGCUCCAGGUUCUUCAGUCCACUUGGGAUGGUUCCGGUUGUUGCGCUGGUUGGGCUUGGCCUUUUUGAGAGAGGAUUCCCAGUGAUUGGGAGGUGUGUGGAGAUUGGGCUUCCAAUGAUUGUCCUGUUCGUUGCCCUUUCCCAAUAUCUGAAGCAUGUACAAGUUCGCCAUUUUCCGAUACUGGAGAGGUUCUCAGUGCUCAUUUCCAUUGCACUUGUCUGGGUGUAUGCGCACAUCCUCACAGCAAGUGGGACAUACAAACAUACCUCUCUGCUCACCCAGAUCAACUGCCGCACAGACCGUGCUAAUCUCAUCACCUCAGCAGACUGGAUUGACAUACCAUACCCAUUGCAAUGGGGUCCUCCAACAUUCAGCGCGGAUCACGCGUUCGGUAUGAUGGCUGCAGUUGUGGUGUCCCUGAUAGAGUCAACUGGAGCGUUUAAGGCCGCUGCCCGGUUGGCAAGUGCAACACCCCCACCACCAUAUGUCCUCAGCAGAGGCAUUGGAUGGCAGGGAAUUGGACUGCUGUUUGAUGGGCUAUUUGGUACCGGAACUGGCUCCACGGUCUCUGUUGAGAACAUUGGUCUUCUUGGAUCAACCAGAAUUGGCAGCAGAAGGGUUAUACAGAUCUCCGCUGGUUUCAUGAUCUUCUUCUCCAUUCUAGGGAGAUUUGGAGCUCUGUUUGCUUCAAUUCCAUUCACAAUGUUUGCCGCCAUAUACUGUGUCAUGUUCGGAUAUGUCGGUGCAGUGGGGCUCUCCUUCAUGCAGUUCACCAACAUGAACUCAAUGCGCAACCUUUUCAUCAUCGGCGUCUCGCUCUUCCUCGGCGUCUCGAUCCCGGAGUACUUCUUCCGCUACACCAUGAGUGCUCUGCACGGCCCUGCACACACUAGAGCAGGAUGGUUCAAUGACUACAUCAACACCAUCUUCUCCUCGCCACCGACCGUUGGGCUCAUCAUCGCGGUGGUCCUUGACAACACGCUGGAGGUGAGGAACACGGCGAGGGACCGUGGGAUGCCAUGGUGGGCGAGGUUCAGGACGUUCCGCGGGGACAGCCGGAACGAGGAGUUCUACACCCUGCCCUUCAACCUCAACCGCUUCUUCCCGCCAUCCUAGGCAUGGAGGGAGACAACAAGGAAAACAAAUCAUUAGGGAAUGGAGGCCAGCCAUUAAGUGAAAUCUUACCACCACCAUGCUUGUGAUUAUGGUUGAGUCUUCCAUGGUAGUGAAGAAGAGUAGAGAGUAGAUGUAGAAGUAGAGCAAAGAAUGCUGGGCAUGACAAGAACUGCAGUCUUACCAGCCAAAGAAAAAAGAGAGAGAUGGAAAUUGGUUGGGUGUGAUGGAUGGCUUACCUUGGGUGGGUCAUUGUACAUGCAUUUUGAGUUCAUGGUUAGUGAUGAGCAAUGAGAUUCAACCAUCUGCAGUUCUUUUUUCGCUGAUCUUCUGAAUGACUAGAUUAUGUUGCAAUUUACAAACACAGGAGUUUCAGAUGAACUUGGGACAAAAUGAUAUUCCUGUUCUCCAGCAGGAUGAAAUUAUUCAUUGGAUCAAAUUCAAACAAGAAUUAUAUGAACUAGAUGGAUACGCCACGUGUUACUG